CAAUAAAUGUUUGCAUUGUAUGAUUUGAUUUUGGAAGGCUAUGUUUACGUUUCGUUUGAUUUGAAAUUUCGUAUUUUAUUUCUUGUUUAUUUUAAUAAAUAUUAAUGGAUGAGUUACGAGGACCUACUAUCCAAAUAGUUCUGCACAUAAAAGAAGGGGUUGGAUUUGGUUUCCUGAGGGCUCCGUUCAUCGUCAGCGGUUCUCUCAAUGGCUAUAUGCUAGAAACGGAUCCUGUGGUGCCUUGCCAUGCGCCAGUAUUUGACGCUGAGCUUGUUUGGGAGGCCGAUAAACGUCGAUUUCGGAGUCUCAGAGUGCAGAAUGUGCCAAUCAAAGUGGAGGUGUUUUCGGUGGGCACACAAGGCAGGAAGGAUAAAGUGGGCUACUUCCUACUCAGCCUGCUAGGAGCACAGCCAUGUCCAAGUAAUAAAGUUGUUGAUGUGAAGCACGCAUGGCACCGUCUGCUGGGAGUGCGGUCUGAAGGCAAGUGUUGCCAGCCACAACUGAUGAUGAGUCUCACCAUUGAGGACCGUAUCAAUACCAUCACUCCGAGGAAUGAGCUGAGGAUGUUCCAUAGCAAUGAGAUCGCAUACCCCACCAGCAAUCCGUCUGCCAACCAAACUGCGAGAUCUAUGCUGCUCACUCUUAACGAGUACAUAGCGGAAAGCAAGCGUUGUGUGACGUCACCGGAGCUGCAGCCGCAGCUGAACUGUGAAGAGGGGCUCAUCCAGAUCGGCCGCGGUCGUCAGCUAUUCGUAUUGAGCUUCGUCAUCGGCGCGCUCGAAAACUUGGACCUGUUGCUACCUGACUUCAACACAAAUAAAGAGCCGGUGGAUUGUUACGUUACAUAUUCUGUAUUCACACAUGACGUCAUGACGGAUAGAGUGUCGAGCAGCGCGUCCCCGGCGGGCGCCCGCGCCGCCUUCAACCAGCGCACCAUGCUGCGGCUGCGCUGCGACCUGCACGACCUCAGCGCCUACCUCGCGGAGUGCCCGCACCUCGUCACAAGGGUCUGCGCUGGCGACAAGGACGUCGGGAUAUGCAGCAUGGACCUCCGCAAGCUAGUACCGACUGACGACGUAACCCAGUUCACCAGCGGCUUCUGUAACGUGGAGGGGACAUUGACCAUCCACGAGCGAUGCUUCAUACUGCGCUGCGACGAGAAAGUGGAGACCCGCGACCAGCGACGACCGUACGUCGACGUCGAGAUGUCGCUCAAAUACCUCGGGGAACAACAGGAUAAGAAGCCACCUAACUUGACGGCCCGGAGCGCGACACAGCUAGAGAGCGUGCACGCGGGCGUGACACCUGCCCCGCCCGCCCUGGACUGCCGCGGCGGCAGCUGCACCAACCUGGACCCUGACGUCGGGGGCACACGGUACACCAACAUCGGCGUCUGUAAUACUGAUAGAUAUAAAAACGCCUCAGGCGACGCGAUACUCCAGACUAACGAGAUAGCAGACAUGAUAAAGAAGAUGUACGACUCCUUCCAAGAGAGCCAGGAGCAACUGCUAGCGGCGAGGCUGCGCCCCCGCACCAGCGACAUGCAGGUGCAGUGCGACGAUGACGUCACCCAGGGGAAGCAGGAGGACCAGCAUAACUUGGACACUGAACCUAUAAAACUGGAAACCUGUAAAAGCGACAGUUACAUAGCGCAAAGGGAGAAAGACCUGAUAAAGCUGGCGAUACCGUCGAUGGACCGGGACGCUCUCAUGCAGAAGUUUGUCAACGAACUGGAAGACUGGAAGGAACACCAACAAGAACUGUUCAAAGUUCAUCUGAAACGCAAAGAGGAGUAUCACCUGGAGUUGCUAGCGAAGGAGUGGGCCAAGAAGCAAGUGGAGCUGGAGUGUAAGCUGAGCGCCGGCAUCGAGCAGUGUCGCCACCUGGCGGCCGACCUCAGCCGCGCCACCGACGACUUCCGGCUGCGGGGGUUCCGCAACACAGAGCGCGAGAAGAAGCUCCAAGACGCGAAGAAAGCCCUGGAGGCCCACUACACGGACAAGUACCAGCAACUGCGGCUGGCCUCACAAAAAAUGGAGGACGACAUGAACCACCAGCUGGCGCUCAAGGACAUGCGCAUUGAGGAGCUCCAGCUCAAGAUACGACAGAUGGACAAACAGAUGGACGCACUUAAGAAUAAUUUGAAGAACAACGAAAAAGAAAAUGAGAACAAAUAUUCGGGAUUAACCAAGGACCAGACCGCUAGUCUUAUUCAAGAGUUGCGAUGCCUAGAAGAGAAGUUGGAUAGCGCUGUUCAAUCCAAGGCGUUCUUCAAAGAGCAGUGGGGGCGCGCAGUUCGGGAGCUACACCUCAGCAAGCUGACCACCAGGAGGCAGCUGCUCAGCCAGCUGCAGCGCGACCGCCGCCAGCUGGGGGACAUGGGUUUGGACACGAUCCCCGACGAGCGCAGCCUCAACCAGAGCCACGUGGACAUGAAGAAGCUGAAGGAUGACUUCUACGUGGACCUGCUGGCCAACACGCCGGCGCUCGACUCGCACUCCAUCAUCAGUAAUUCAGGUCCAGAUGGAAUGGAGAUGUAUGAAAAUGUAAAAAGCCUCCCAAAGAACCCGCUGAAUGAAAAGUUGAACGAACUGAUAACACAGCGCGACCAGUUGAUCCAAGAGGACUGCCCAGACGAGAACAUGCUCAAACAACUCAAUCAGGAGAUCAGGAGCUUACUGCUCAACUGUGGGACUUGACUGACGCUUAGACAAUGCUAUUUAUUAAAGUAGGGUGUAGAUUUAGUCAAAAGAGAACGGUAAUUUAUCUUCAUACCAAACUCUCAGCUGCAGUUACAAUCCGCAUUGUACUGUUCUCACACACUAUUGUUCUCACUUCACUCACGGUGCUUCCCAUAAGUACGACAGAAAGCGAAGCAGGCGCGGGAUGUAACAAAGUAUGGCACUUCUGAACGUGUUUGAGGAUGAUAUACAGUUUUCUUUUUACUAUGAAAUAGAGAUAGAGUUCUGGGAGUCUAAAAAGGCCAUUUGAUUCAAGGCUAUUGGCAUAUGUUAACAUUGCGCUCUUACUGUUUAGGUGAAUUGCUUCAAUGUGGCUUUUUUAAACCCCCUGUAUAGAUUCCGCAAAUCAUUUUGUGUACCUAAUUUUUGUUUAAAUGAGGAGAAAUCCUUCACAAGUUGAAUAAAAAUUGUGUUGGCAAACAGUAGCAUAUAGCUUGAUAUAUAUAUAAAAACACAUUUCACAUAAAGGCGGACUUGCGUUAUCUAUUCUCUCUAUAACUAUAUGUAGAAUAGAAUUUAUAUGAAGUAGUUAUGAUCACAAUGUAUGAACCAAAUGAGUUGAUUUGUUUCAUUAUUUAUUUGAAGACUUAAAAUGCUUUAGACAGUACCUAUGUCUAGUCUAGAAUACUAGUAUUUCUAUAUUUUGAUGGUGAUAUUAUAAUUAAUUUAUCAUCCCUUAACUUUCUUGUUACAUAGUUUAUUUUUGGACAUAGUGUGACCAAUUUAUUAAUUAAUUUCUGUUUAGAUAGGAAGCAAGUCAUAAAUUAAGAAAUUGUCUAAUUGAUUCAUACAAAGAUGAAAAUAUUAAGGUUCCAAAGACACACAAUGAUGAGAACUAUAAAUAUAAUUUUGCAUCUUUUAAGUAGGGGAUGAAUCAAAUAUGAUAUUUCCCACAGAUAAUAUUAGGAUAUUUCUAAAUAAAAUUGACUAAAAUAUCUACCUAUCUAGUUAGAAUGGAAAUCUAUUGUUGCAUGGUCCCUAGAUGGUACAAUUAUUUAUUAUAUAAUAAAUAUGGCCAAGUACUUUCAUGUUUGGCGAGUUAUCACCUAAUGUGAAAGUAGUGUUCAUGCCAUACUCAAUGUAUUAUGUACCUUGCUAAAGAUGUCCACUGAAAUAUGCACUGUGUAGACAGAAAAGAUUUUGUGCAGUUGGAAUUAAACUUCAUUUUACCAAUCUGCAUAUUUUAUUAGUUAGCAGAUACAAAUUAUUAAUGACUGUUGAAAAAAACUCAAUAAUCAACUUUUGUUAUUUAUUUUACUAUAUAAUAAAUAAAUUUGUUAUAA
Pectinophora gossypiella (pink bollworm) is the source of this 4024-nucleotide messenger RNA. RefSeq names its product centrosomal protein of 120 kDa. Gene Ontology annotation, biological process: positive regulation of centriole elongation; interkinetic nuclear migration; centrosome cycle. Gene Ontology annotation, cellular component: centrosome; centriole. Lineage: Eukaryota; Metazoa; Arthropoda; Insecta; Lepidoptera; Gelechiidae. The transcript is spliced from 20 exons. The coding region runs from base 105 to 2699 and encodes 864 amino acids. The record is from RefSeq and is a predicted model, not a curated record.